AUGGACCCUUUCAGGAGAAGAUUAAAUUCAAGGAAAGCAAUCUUCCCUCAAGUCCUUCCUUACUUUAUUCUCAUUUUCAUCAUUUUGGUUUUAGCCAUCAUCAAAGAUGGAUUACACAACGAAAAAUUCAAUUCCCAUUUAUCCAAAUUGGAGAAUCAGUCUUCAGCUGGUUCUAGCCACCUGACCAAAGCAGUUCAUUACUACAACACAGUUUUCCAGCGUUUGAUGGCUGAAGGUUUCUUGUUACCAAGCUCUAAAGCUUUAUGCAUUGAAAGUAUAAGUGGUCAUGAUGUAAUGGCUCUAAGGAACAUUGGAGUCAUUGAUGCAUUUGGGAUUUCUGAGGCAGCACUCAGAGCCUCAGAACAUGGCUUAAACCAUGAUCCCUUUCAUAACAAUACCUUUGAUUUCGAGUUUUUUGGCUAUAGCAGUUGGUUUGAUUGGUCGGUCCAUCCUUCAGAAACAAUUGCUCAGAUUUGCAGGACACUGAAAGUAGGAGGAUAUUUGGUUGUUCACAUUGCUGUUAAUGAUGAGUAUACUUACAACUCUUUCAUUAACUUGUUUACCUGUUUCACGUUAAAGGCUUCGCGCGACAUCAAAUUCAAGGAGUUUGCACUCCCUUCUUUGCAUGAAUUUGUUCUGAAGAAAGCAAACAAGCAUUCUAGCCCUAGCCAGUUGGAAUCAUCAGAUAAGUGCAAGGUCCCAAAGUACAAAAGAGACCUGAUCAACGAUCUUGAGCCAUUGGUGAUGGAAGAGCCACAAGACUCUUGGUCUUGGGAUGGUCUGGGGAAAAACGCAGACGGUAUCCAGUACCUUUCUUCCAUGGUUGAUUUAAGAUAUAAGGAGAGGCACAUCUAUGUGGAUCUUGGAGCCAGAAACUACGAUUCAAGUAUCGGGAGUUGGUUCGAAAAGCAAUAUCCAAAGCAGAACAAGACUUUUGAAGUCUAUGCAUUUGAGGCUGAUAAGUCUUUUUAUGGAGAGUACGAAGGAAAGAAAGGGGUGAAGCUGAUGCCUUAUGCUGCAUGGGUGAGGAAUGAGACCUUGUCGUUUGAAAUCGACCGAGAACCCGAUAAUGUAGGGCUGCAAUGGGCAGAGAUGGGCAGGAUUCAACCGAAGCAGUUAUCAACUGAGGACAGGGAGAACAUAGACAAGGUGUAUAAGGUUGAGGCUUUGGAUCUUGCUGAUUGGCUGAUAAGAACUUUUUCAAAGAGGGAUUUUGUGGUAAUGAAAAUGGAUAUUGAGGGUUCCGAAUUUGAUUUGAUGAAUAGAUUGGUAGAAAGUGGUGCUUUUUGUUUGAUUGAUGAGUUGUUCUUGGAAUGCCAUUAUGAUCGUUGGAUCAAAUGCUGUUCUGGUGAGAAGACCAAUAGGCACAAGAGGUCAUAUGCUCAAUGCAUGAAUUUGUAUGCCAAACUCAGAAAAGAUGGAUGCUUCGUGCACCAAUGGUGGUAA
Messenger RNA from Coffea eugenioides, 1446 nucleotides. RefSeq lists its product as uncharacterized. Bases 1 to 1446 code for a protein of 481 amino acids. The record is from RefSeq and is a predicted model, not a curated record. The transcript has a single exon. NCBI's taxonomy places the organism in Eukaryota, Viridiplantae, Streptophyta, Magnoliopsida, Gentianales, Rubiaceae.